AGAGGAAGGAAGGUAGUCAAUGUAGAGAAACCUUCAGCCAGAUUCCAAAUCUUAAUGAAAAGAAAAAAACUACUGCAAUAAAACUACCUACAUCCAAGUUGUGUAGACAAGUCUUCAUGCACUAUUUAUCCUUUAAUAACCACAUGAGCUCUCACACUAGACCCCAACUAGACCAAUGUCAGGAAUAUGAAGAGAAGCCUUAUAAAUGUAAGCAAUGUGGGAAAGCUUUCAAGCAUCUUCGGUACAUUCACGUACAUGAAAAGAAACACAGUGGAGAAAGGCCCUAUGAAUGUACAAAAUGUGGUAAAGCCUACAGGUACUUAAGUAACUUAUGUCGACAUGCAAGAACUCAUAGUCGAGAGAAAUUCUAUGAGUGUAAGAAGUGUGGGAAAGCCUGGAGUUCUCUCCCCUUAUUUCAGAGACACAUGAUCAAGCACACUAGAGAUGGACCUUUUAAAUGUAAGGAGUGUGGAAAAGAUUUCAGAUGUCCAAGAAACUUCCGAAGUCAUGAAAUGAUACACAGUGGAGAAAAGCCUUACGAAUGUAAAGAAUGUGGUAAAGCCUUCAGUUUUCUCAAAUAUCUUAAAAAUCAUAAAAGAACUCAUGAUGGAAAGAAGCCUCAUGAAUGUAAGGAGUGUGGGAAAGCCUUCCGUUAUCCCACUUCCCUUAGAAAUCAUGAACGAUCUCAUACCGGGGAGAAACCCUAUGAAUGUAAGCAAUGUGGGAAAGCCUUCAGUCGUCUCAGUUACUUUCAAAUUCAUGAAAAAACUCAUAGUGGAGAGAAACCGUAUCAGUGUAAGCAAUGUGGCAAAGCUUUCAGUUAUCCCAUGUACUCUCGAGUACACGAAAGAACACACAGUGGAGAAAAGCCCUAUGAAUGUAAGGAAUGUGGUAAAGCCUUCAGUUUCUCAAGUAGUUUUCGUAAACAUGUGAAAACACAUUCUAGAGAUAAAGCCUGUUAAUGUAAAUGUGGGAGAGCCUGCUUUUAUCUUUCAGCUGUGCAUCACAUGUGGUAACCCAGAUUGGA
This is a messenger RNA of Molossus molossus (Pallas's mastiff bat), 1027 nucleotides long. RefSeq names its product zinc finger protein 709-like. The coding region runs from base 117 to 962 and encodes 281 amino acids. NCBI's taxonomy places the organism in Eukaryota, Metazoa, Chordata, Mammalia, Chiroptera, Molossidae. The record is from RefSeq and is a predicted model, not a curated record. Gene Ontology annotation, cellular component: nucleus. The transcript has a single exon.